Molecule: messenger RNA, 1316 nt
Organism: Thrips palmi
Lineage: Eukaryota; Metazoa; Arthropoda; Insecta; Thysanoptera; Thripidae
Gene: ninaA
Product: peptidyl-prolyl cis-trans isomerase 6
Exons: 5
Coding region: 398-1093 (231 amino acids)
Biological process (GO): protein folding; protein peptidyl-prolyl isomerization
Cellular component (GO): intracellular membrane-bounded organelle
Molecular function (GO): peptidyl-prolyl cis-trans isomerase activity
Source: RefSeq, a predicted model, not a curated record
GUGACAGUACGCCCUCGCGAUGAUCCGACGCCUCAAUCUCUCGCUGCAAAUUCAGAGGACUCCAUGCCUGCGACUGUGACAAAAUCUUAUUAUUUGCCCAUCCCCUUUUUCGCGUUGUGGAAAUACCGCACUGAGCCAUCCCCACCCCUGCGGCAUACGGUGAUCCGGUUACCACUCUUCGAAGGGGUGAAAGAGAGAGAGAAGAAGAGGGUGGGGGUGUAAUCUCGUUUGGCCGCGCAGCUCUGCGCACCACCGAGUCCCCCAAGGCCCCCGCGGCGGCCAGGCGGCAGUGCAUUGACUCUGCUAGGGCGAGUCCGUUCGCGUGUCCUCAACUGCGACACUGUGACACUGCGACGCCACCACUGGACAGAGGGUGCCGUGGGCCGCCGUCCCCGCCAUGCACCGGCUGCUGGCCGCGCUGCUGCUGAGCCCUCUGCUCGCUCAAGCCGAGGCGGCGGAGGUGCGCGUGACGGACCAGGUGUACUUCGACAUCAGCAUCGGCGGCGAGGAUGCCGGCCGCAUCGUCUUCGGGCUGUUCGGCGAGGUGGCGCCGCGCACCGUGCGCAACUUCGUGUCGCUGGCCACGGAGGGCGUGGGCGGCAAGACGUACCGCGGCUCGCCCUUCCACCGCGUCAUUCGGAAGUUCAUGGUGCAAGGCGGCGACGUGGUCCACGGCGACGGCAGCGGCUCCGUCAGCAUCUACGGGGACCACUUCGAGGACGAGUCCUUCGACAUCCCGCAUAACGCGCCCGGCAUACUCAGCAUGGCCAACGCAGGCAGGGACUCCUGCGGCUGCCAGUUCUUCAUCACGACGAUCGCGACGCCCUGGCUGGACGGCAAGCACACGGCCUUCGGCAAGGUGAUCGACGGCCAGGACGUGGUGCACAAGAUCGAGCUGCAGAAGACGGACUCGGGGGACCGGCCGCUGCAGCCCGUCGUGGUCCGGGACUGCGGCGCCCUCCCCACGCCGGAGCCCUUCUACAUCUCCCACAAGUUCAUGUGGAUGUGGGUGCGGAGCUCGUUCGUGCCACUGAGCUUCUCCAUCUCCAUCCUGGCCUUCUUCCAGUACAUGCUGCGCAAGCUGGACAACUAGGACCCGCCGGCCGGGCCCUGGAGCCUGGACCGAUUCCAGCGGCGGCCGCGGGAGACGCGGUACUCGCACCGAAAAGUGACCAAGCCUCUUUUUGGCAGUGUGGUGGGGGGCGGGGGGCGUGGCCGAGUACCCACUUCCGUUUACAGUGUGGGUCAGGACGGUCGGGAUGAGACGCCCGCGGAGAUCUGCAAGUUUCGGCCUUUCGUUUUAUGACUGUCAUUAG